UCCCGCCUUGAAAGCAAUCCGAUCAGCUGCACACACACCAACACACACUCACACAGAGAGAGACACGGUCAUGCAGAGGGAGAAAGCAAAGGGGAGGGAGAAGGAGAGGUAGAGCGCCACACACAACGAGGGAACCCCAUCAGCUGGAAGUCGAGUAACAUUACAACUCUCGGUAGCCUCAAAAAGAACUACAAUACACGGACGAGGGAUUCGGAUUUACUUUGAGGAUUUAACCCGCCUCGGAUCACGGGAUUUUUGUCAUCUGUUUCCCUUUAAAAUAAAGGAGACUGCCGUUUUGUUUUUCAUUUUAUUUUAUUUUAUUAUUUUGGAGAGGGGGGCCAAACUGGCGAGAGGCGAGCAUGGAGUAUUUCAUGGUUUCAGCUCAGAAGGUGCCCCCGCUGCAACAUUUCAGGAAAACGGAGAAAGAAGUGAUUGGUGGUCUCUGUAGCCUGGCCAACAUUCCUCUGACCCCAGAAACAGCCCGGGACCAAGAGAGGCGAAUUCGCAGGGAGAUUGCCAACAGCAACGAGCGUCGGCGUAUGCAGAGCAUCAAUGCUGGAUUCCAGUCACUUAAAACACUCAUCCCACACAGCGAUGGGGAGAAGCUCAGCAAGGCUGCAAUCUUGCAACAGACGGCAGAGUACAUCUUCACUUUGGAGCAGGAGAAGACGCGGCUAUUGCAGCAAAACAGCCAGCUGAAGCGGAUCAUUCAGGUACAGGAGUUAAGCGGCUCGUCCCCGAAGAGGAGACGGGCGGAGGAGAAAGAUGAAGGGAUCGGAUCUCCAGACAUCCUGGAGGAGGAGAAGACUGAGGAUCUGAGGAGGGAGAUGAUUGAGCUGAGGCAGCAGCUGGAAAAGGAGCGCACAGUCAGGAUGAUGCUGGAGGAUCAGAUGCGCUCCCUGGACGCUCAGCUGUACCCAGAGAAGCUGAAGGCGAUCGCCCAGCAGGUCCAGGAACAACAAGUCCAGACGCAGAGUCUUGUUCGCCUGCAGAAGCAGCUAGAGAGGGACCUCACUCCAGCACACAGCCCUCAGGUGUUGGCUCCUGCUACCCCGCCCGCACCCACACACCAUGCCACGGUCAUCGUUCCUGCGCCCGCACAAACUCCCCAGCCCCAUCAUGUCACCGUGGUAACCAUGGGCCCAACAUCGGUUAUUAAUUCCGUGUCCACAUCUCGGCAGAACCUGGACACCAUUGUUCAGGCAAUCCAGCACAUUGAGGGCACCCAGGGGAAGGGUUUCGAGGAGGAGCAGAGGAGGGCGGUCAUCGUCAGCUCGGGGCGCAUCCUCUCCGACGCUGCGGGCUCGGACACGGCCUCCAACAGCGACGGACCCGACGACUGCUCGCUGCCUUGAGCUCGCCUGCCUGAAGGCUCGUGUACCCUACACCUUCAUACACGCACACACUCACACACAGAAGGGCCCCAAAGAAGACCAGGGCUAUGGGAGACUACAAACUCACAGCACUCUUGUUCUGUGGACCUAAACCAGGCUGGUAGUCGGAUUAUAGCACUCGUUUUGACGUACUUCCCCCGAACCCCCAUCUUCUUCUCUUCAUCAGAUUUGA
Molecule: messenger RNA, 1566 nt
Organism: Poecilia latipinna (sailfin molly)
Lineage: Eukaryota; Metazoa; Chordata; Actinopteri; Cyprinodontiformes; Poeciliidae
Gene: tfap4
Product: transcription factor AP-4 (activating enhancer binding protein 4)
Exons: 7
Coding region: 360-1355 (331 amino acids)
Biological process (GO): regulation of transcription by RNA polymerase II
Cellular component (GO): nucleus
Molecular function (GO): DNA-binding transcription factor activity, RNA polymerase II-specific; protein dimerization activity; RNA polymerase II cis-regulatory region sequence-specific DNA binding
Source: RefSeq, a predicted model, not a curated record